Diorhabda sublineata is the source of this 1284-nucleotide messenger RNA. Its product is annotated as centrosomal protein CCDC61-like. The record is from RefSeq and is a predicted model, not a curated record. Gene Ontology annotation, cellular component: centrosome. The coding region runs from base 1 to 1284 and encodes 427 amino acids. The transcript has 7 exons. Lineage: Eukaryota; Metazoa; Arthropoda; Insecta; Coleoptera; Chrysomelidae.
AUGGCUGAUCCUAAUUUAGUAACAACUUGCAAUUUUCAUGGACAAGAGUUUCUGUUUAAAAUGAACAUAAUCGGCAAUAAUUUAGAAAUAUUGAUUACGGAUAAAAGUUCUGGAGAAGAAUGGCAAUGUAGUUAUGAUGCCACAUAUAUAGAAAAUUUGACACACAAAACCGGAAAUUUUAAGCAAUUUGAUAUUUUUAUAGCUAUGAUCAAAUCAGGACUGUUAAGGACUAGCGAAAGUGUUACAUUAGAUUUAUUAACUUUUGAAGAUUUAGAAUUACUAAGAUCAAGAAAAAUAACCAAAGCUGUAGGACCAAGUAACAAUAAUAGAAGAUAUCUUAUAGUAACUUACGUAGUAGAAUUUGAUAAAAUUCGUUACCCUUUACCUCUCGAAUAUUGUGGUCCACCAGAUCCUGUAAUAUUACAAGCUACCAUAAGAAGACUAGAGCUAGAAUUAGCCAGAGCUAGAGAAGAAUUGGCGAUUAAAUCUAAUAAUAACGAUUCGAAGAAAAUAUUUUUUCUACAGAAACGGAUUGAUGAGCUUACAGAAGAAAAUGUGGAAUUGCAAGAGGAAGUCAGACGUUUGACGAAACAAUUUGGAAAGAAGCCUAGAAAUCAAGUUUUAUCCUUACAAAAAGCAGUUAGUACUUUAGAAAAAUGUGUGGUUAAUGAGAGGAAUUCACACCAUGAGUUAGUAGAGAAAUUAAGAAAUGAUAAAAUACAAUUGGCGAAAGAGUUGGCAAAAGUUAAAUGCUCGGAAAAAAAUUUGAAGGCAAAAUUAAAUAAAGUCGGUGAGUCAUCCAGGUUGGGAUUAGGUGACCAUUUGACAAUCCCUGCAAUAAAUAAAGCAUCCCAUUCAAGCCUAAAAACAAUGUAUAAAAGAUGUCAAUCGCCAGGUGCCGAAUACGAUAGAGCACGCUCAAGGCAAACAGAGUCUCUCAAGCCUAAUAAUCAUUGGGCUCAACCAAGGAAGACGAAAAGCUCUGUAAAAUGUGUCCGCAGUAGAGGUAGUUCAAGUUCCAGUACAAAAUAUGCAGACCCCGAAUGUAUAGAAUCAAACGAAAAUGUUACUUCGUUCAAUAGAAAUCACAGUCUAUCACCCCAUCGAACUAAAUCACUUUUCAAGUCUAGAGGAAGCAGUCCAGAAUCUAGAACAAGCUCCCGCGGUAGCUCUAGAAGCUGUAGAGCUGAUAAGCAGCAUUUGAAUUAUAAGAAAUUGGAAGAAAAAAUAGCAAAUUUACAUAAAUUGCUAAAAAGCAAUGGUAUCUGUGAUAAAGAAAUUUAA